Centropristis striata (black sea bass) is the source of this 1630-nucleotide messenger RNA. Its product is annotated as sorcin-like. NCBI's taxonomy places the organism in Eukaryota, Metazoa, Chordata, Actinopteri, Perciformes, Serranidae. Gene Ontology annotation, molecular function: calcium ion binding. The transcript is spliced from 8 exons. Bases 326 to 871 code for a protein of 181 amino acids. The record is from RefSeq and is a predicted model, not a curated record.
UGCCAAUCAGAACGCAGCGGGGAGGAAACAGGACAUUUAACAACCUUCCUGCAGGUUUUAUUUUAUCUCUGCCUCUUUUUUUUCCUCCUCCCGGACUCUGGUUCUCUCCGUCCCGGGAAAUAUUCACUCACAGACCCGCUCCGGUGUCUUUGGGAACAUUUGUAACACUUUAUAAGCUCAUCUUUCUUUCCUCUGCGUGUGUUUGUGUGUGUUUACAUCUGCGGGCACACCCUCUUCAGUCCUUACGCUGUUUCUGGACCUUUCCACUUCUCGCUCUUUUUGUCGCUUUUUAUCCUUUUAUCUCAUUAUAAUAAUAAUAUUAAUAAUGGCUUAUCCAGGAUACGGUGCUGGCCCCGGCGGAGUCGCGCAGGAUCCUCUCUACGGAUAUUUCUCAGCCGUAGCUGGACAGGAUGGACAGAUCUCAGCAGACGAGCUGCAGCGCUGCCUCACACAGUCGGGCUUCUCUGGAUCCUACAAACCUUUCUGCCUGGAGACGUGCCGACUGAUGAUCGGCAUGCUGGACAGGGACAUGUCCAACAGCAUGGGCUUCGCUGAGUUCAAGGAGCUGUCUCAGGCUCUGGGCGGCUGGAAGACGACCUUCAUGUCGUACGACAGGGACCGCAGCGGGACGGUGGAGGGCCCCGAGCUGCAGCUGGCCCUCACCACCAUGGGUUAUAAUCUGAGCCCUCAGGCCAUGAACAUCCUCAUGAAGCGCUACAGCUUAAACGGCAGAAUCGCCUUCGAUGAUUUCGUGAGCUGCUGUGUGAGACUCCGUGCUCUGACUGAUCAGUUUCAGAGGAGAGACACAACUCGAACCGGCCAGGCCACAUUCCACUAUGAUGAUUUCAUCCAGGUCACCAUGAACAUGUGAAGAACACAAACAGACGGGACACAUGGCGGCAUUUUAAACAUCUUCUCAUAUUAACAUCAUGUACUUUCACUGUGUUUUUUAUUUUUUAACAUUGUUAUACAAACAUAAUGUCACUUGAACAUUCCAUUUUACCAGGAACCUUGUAGAACCUGAUAAUGUAAUAACUUCCUGAUAAUGUAAUAAAGUGCGUUUCCCAAUAAUGUAAUACACUUUUUUACCAGUAAUAUAAUAAAGUAUAACACCAAGCACCUUUAGAUUUCAAGAAGCUGUUGAAUGUAUCCGUGUGUCGUCAUGGAUACCUCGUUUGUGAAAAACGGAUGGUCAAAAGUUAAUAAACAUUCAACUUUGACCUGUUGGUGGCGCUAGAGCUCUUGAGCUAGAUUUGAUACACAGUAUCACCACUUGAACCCAAGUAAUGUUAAAUUAUUACAAUAUUGGGGAAUUAUUACAUUAUCAGGACUUGGUAAAUGAAGGCUAACCUGAUAAUGUAAUAACCUCCCAUUAAUGUUAUACUUUAUUACAUUAUUGGUAAAAAGUGUUUUACAUUAUCAGGAAGUUAUUACAUUAUCAGAUUUUAUUACAUUUUCAAUGGACUCAAGUGCAGAUUUUUAUUACAUUAUCAGGUUCUACAAACCUUGUUUUUGUAACAAACUAAUGAAACUAUAGUAACCUCAAGCUGCACCAAUGACAAACCCCUAUGUGAGUGUGAACAUAACGUAUAAAAUAAAUAAAACACAAACAUGUCGUGUUCUCAACUGA